AUUAUAAUGGCUUAAACUGUCACAAAGCAGGUUGGUGAGGAACAGUAGCUAUAAAUACGAAGGCAUGUCUGGUCUCUCCUGCCAUCCCAGCUCACGGCCAUGGCCUUCUUCACCAGGAGCUUCCUUGCCCUCUCUCUCCUCUCUCUGCUUGCUUGCGCUGCCACCGGGAAGCUGUCGGCGUCGUUCUACGACGACACAUGCCCGAGCUUGCAGAGCAUUGUGCGAUCGGCCAUGUCCCAGGCCGUGAGCAGCAAGCGGAGGACGGGCGCUUCCAUCCUCAGGCUCUUCUUCCACGACUGCUUCGUCAACGGCUGCGACGCGUCGAUUCUUCUCGUUGGUGGCGAGAGGAACGCGCCACCGAACAAAGACUCCGUGCGUGGAUUCGACGUCAUAGCUGCCAUCAAAUCCCAGGUGGAAGCCGCGUGCAGAGCGACGGUGUCCUGCGCCGACAUCUUGGCCCUGGCAGCACGAGACGCGGUGGCUUUGCUCGGAGGACCGAGUUGGCAGGUGCUGCUAGGCCGCAGGGACGCGAGGACGGCGAACGAGACGGCCACCAGAGACCUCCCGUCGCCAUUCGUCGACCUUUCCAACCUCACCUCGUCGUUCGAUCACAAGGGCUUCAGUGCGCAGGACAUGACUGCUCUCUCCGGGGCGCACACCAUCGGCAUCGCCCGGUGUCCCAGCUUUCGCGACCGCAUCUACCAUGACGCCAACAUCGACCCCGACUUCGCGGCCCUCCUCAGGCAGAGUUGCCCUCCGAAGGGUGGCGACGAUAACCCGGCUCCUCUGGACCUCCAAACUCCCGACCUUUUUGACAACAAGUACUACGAAAACCUUCUCUCUGGUCGCGGCCUCCUCCACUCGGACCAGGAGCUCUUCAAUGGAGGUUCACAAGAUGAACUGGUGAGCUAUUACGUUCUCAACGAGACGCUCUUCUUCGAGCAUUUUGCCGCGGCAAUGGUGAAGAUGGGUAACAUCUCGCCGCUCACCGGAUCGAGCGGCGAGGUUCGAUUGAACUGCAGCGAGGUGAACUGAAGACAGCGAUUUCCGUCGUAACAUGCAAUAAGGCUUUCCGUGACAUGCACAGAUACCUUGCUUAACUAUGAUCUAAUCGUUCAGCGUCUAGAUUUGUUCGUCGUUGUCAGUGUCGACAUUGAAGGCAUGAAUAUAACUUGGAUGGGAUUCAACUACUGCUACUGUAUUUUCGUUCAUAUCACCCUCUGUGAAGUAAAAUUAACCAAGAAUGUGC
Messenger RNA from Musa acuminata AAA Group (dessert banana), 1249 nucleotides. Its product is annotated as peroxidase 2-like. Bases 100 to 1035 code for a protein of 311 amino acids. The transcript is spliced from 3 exons. The record is from RefSeq and is a predicted model, not a curated record. NCBI's taxonomy places the organism in Eukaryota, Viridiplantae, Streptophyta, Magnoliopsida, Zingiberales, Musaceae. Gene Ontology annotation, biological process: hydrogen peroxide catabolic process; response to oxidative stress. Gene Ontology annotation, molecular function: peroxidase activity; heme binding.